CCCCCGUAUUAUAAAACAGUUACCGUAGCGGUAAGUGCUCAUUUGAGCGGUAAGUCUCAAAAGCAGCGGUAACUUUAAGAUAAACGGUAAAUAUCCGUUGCAUAAAAACUUACCGCUGGACUUGAGCGGUAAGUCUAUAAAGAUCAGCGGUAAGUCUAUAAAGAUCAGCGGUAACAUUACCGCUACCCUCUGAGCUUGCGGUAACACUACCGUAACUAUGGCUGCGAUACUGGCUGUGUUGCAGCGUCGUGGAUAUGAAAGGGCGAGGAGGAGGGAGCGGAUCUUCAGAGAUCGCAGCCAGCCGUUGGAGUUGGGGGAUUGUGACAUUUUCCGGAAGUACCGGUUUACUAGGGAUGGUUGUAUGCAUGUUAUCAAUUUGAUUCGGCCCCUGUUGCAGCACGACACCCAACGGAAUCAGGCACUUCCCCCAGAGCUGCAAGUUUUCAUAGCUUUGAAUUUUUAUGCAACGGGGGCAGUGCUUGAUUCCACGGCCACGAUUCAUGGCAUCACCCGCUCAACAGCAUCCAGGGUAAUUCACCGUGUGUCAGUGACCCUCGGCACACUGAAACAUGAGAUAAUCAAGUUUCCAACGACAAUGGAAGAAGUCAACAGAGCCCAAUGGUCGACGGAACACACAUUAGACUAA
Molecule: messenger RNA, 646 nt
Organism: Strongylocentrotus purpuratus (purple sea urchin)
Lineage: Eukaryota; Metazoa; Echinodermata; Echinoidea; Camarodonta; Strongylocentrotidae
Exons: 3
Coding region: 218-646 (142 amino acids)
Source: RefSeq, a predicted model, not a curated record